Messenger RNA from Truncatella angustata, 354 nucleotides. RefSeq lists its product as uncharacterized. Gene Ontology annotation, molecular function: zinc ion binding; ubiquitin protein ligase activity; cullin family protein binding. Gene Ontology annotation, biological process: ubiquitin-dependent protein catabolic process; protein ubiquitination. Bases 1 to 354 code for a protein of 117 amino acids. The transcript is spliced from 3 exons. Gene Ontology annotation, cellular component: cullin-RING ubiquitin ligase complex; nucleus. Lineage: Eukaryota; Fungi; Ascomycota; Sordariomycetes; Amphisphaeriales; Sporocadaceae. The record is from RefSeq and is a predicted model, not a curated record.
AUGGCCGACGUUGACAUGACCGACGCUCCCGUCGAGAAGAAGAAGCUCGCCAAGGGCGGUGACGCCGACAGCAAGGGCGAUAAGAAGCGCUUCGAAGUCAAGAAGUGGAACGCCGUCGCCCUCUGGGCUUGGGAUAUCGUCGUCGACAACUGCGCCAUUUGCCGAAACCACAUCAUGGACUUGUGCAUUGAGUGCCAGGCCAACCAAGCAUCUGCUACCAGCGAGGAGUGUACCGUUGCUUGGGGUAUUUGCAACCACGCUUUCCACUUCCACUGCAUCUCACGUUGGCUGAAGGCCCGUCAAGUCUGUCCGCUCGACAACCGUGACUGGGAGUUCCAAAAGUACGGCCGAUAA